Molecule: messenger RNA, 3771 nt
Organism: Phanerochaete carnosa HHB-10118-sp
Lineage: Eukaryota; Fungi; Basidiomycota; Agaricomycetes; Polyporales; Phanerochaetaceae
Exons: 14
Coding region: 39-2822 (927 amino acids)
Biological process (GO): retrograde transport, endosome to Golgi; intracellular protein transport
Cellular component (GO): late endosome; retromer, cargo-selective complex; retromer complex
Source: RefSeq, a predicted model, not a curated record
GCGAGUCCUUGAGCACAGUCAAGAUUCAGGUUCAGCAAAUGCGCCGGUAUCUGGAACUUGACCAGCUCAUGGAUGCGUUGAAAGCCGCGAGCCUCAUGCUCGCAGAGUUACGAACCUCGUCCCUGUCUCCAAAACAGUACUACGAGCUGUACAUGGCUGUAUUUGAUGCUCUUCGUCACUUAUCCAACUAUUUAUCCGAGGCCCACACACAAGGCCGCCAUCACCUCGCCGACCUCUACGAGCUUGUACAAUAUGCCGGCAAUAUUGUCCCGCGACUAUACCUUAUGGUAACCGUUGGUUCCGUGUACAUGUCCAUCGCCGACGCGCCUGUGAAGGAGAUUAUGAAGGAUAUGAUGGAAAUGUCGCGCGGGGUGCUGCACCCCAUUCGCGGUCUUUUUCUGCGCCAUUAUCUCAGCGGUCAGACGAGGGACCAUUUGCCUGUCGGGGACGACCCAGGACCACAAGGCAACUUGCAAGACUCCAUUUCGUUCGUGCUGACGAACUUCAUCGAGAUGAACAAGCUCUGGGUGCGCUUACAACACCAAGGCCAUUCGCGCGACCGGGAGAAGCGUGAAAUGGAGCGCAAGGACCUCAGGAUCCUCGUAGGCACCAACCUCGUUCGUCUGAGCCAGCUCGACGGCGUGGAUCUCGAGAUGUAUCAGAAGAACAUUCUACCCAGCAUUCUGCAGCAGGUCGUGAGCUGCAAAGACGUCAUUGCGCAGGAGUACUUGAUGGAGGUGGUAAUUCAGGUCUUCACGGACGAGUUCCAUCUACAUACACUCGGCCAAUUCCUGUCUGCCACCGCGCAGCUACACCCGAAGGUCAACAUCAAACAAAUCGUGAUCGCGCUCAUUGACCGUUUGGCUGCCUACGCUGCACGUGAAGCCGAGAACGAAGAUCCUGAAGAGAUGAAGCGCCAGGAGGAAGCCGCAGCUAAGCGAUUGGCAGAGAAGGUCAACGCCCGCCUCAGGCAGAGUGAGGUUGUCAAUGGCGCGCAUGAAACAGAGGCUCCAGCUGUUCACGAUGCCUCCGUAGGCUGGGGAUCUACACCACAAAGUCCCGUAGUGGAAAAACUAGCGACGACCACGGAGGAGCCUACGACCAAUGGAUCUACGGAGGAAACGCCACCAGAGAAGGUUGACAAGGGCAAGGAGCGCGAGAUUUCACCUGUUAGAAAGUUCCGCGGUAUUCCUGAAAAUGUCAAGCUCUUUGAAAUUUUCUGGCACCAGGUCGUAGAGCUGAUCAAGGCUCGACCAGAUCUUUCCAUCCAGGAUAUAACAGCUCUGCUAGUCUCCAUCACAAAUCUUUCAGUGAGCUGCUACCCUGACCGACUUGAAUACGUCGACCAGGUUCUCGGGUUCGCUCAGGAGAAAAUUCAAGAAUUCGCGACUAGCCCCGAUUUGCAUUCUUCACAGACUACAGCUAACUUGGCAGCGCUACUGCUUGCACCGAUCAAUUCCUAUCAAUCUGUGCUCACUCUUCUUGCUCUCGAACGAUACGCCCCUCUUCUUACCCUGCAGCCGUUCAGUACCCGUCGCUCGCUCUCCCAUGCUCUCAUCUCAUCUGUCCUCAAGAACGAAACUAUUAUUGAAGCCCCUGGGGAUGUGAAUGGAAUUCUGGAACUAUGCCAUGUACUUAUACGGGAUCAACAAGACGGUACAGUCAGCUCAACGUCGCUUGCGUCCCAGAUAUCGGGACGCGAGCGAAGAGGAGGCACUUAUCUGCACGAAAAGGAAGAGAUGGCGGAAGAGCAGGGAUGGAUCGCACGGAUGGUGCAUCUUUUCCGGGCAGACUCUUUGGAUGUGCAGUUCGAGAUUUUGCAAACCGCGCGAAGACACUUCGAGACUGGUGGCGAGCGUAUGCGGUACACAUACCCCGCCCUCAUUACCUCCGCGGUCAAGCUGGUCCGGAGAUACAAAAACCGAGAGCACCUUGAGGACGAGUGGCAAACGAAGGCGCAGUCGAUACUCAAAUUUGUGCGUCAGAUCACAAAUAUCCUUGCGACAACGGUCGAAGCGCCCUCAAUAGCCCUGCGCCUCUUCCUCCUCGCUGCGCAGAUUUCGGACGAGUGCGGCUUCGAGGACCUGACGUAUGACCUGUACGUACAGGCGUUUACCGUCUACGAAGACAGUAUCUCGGAGAGCCGGGCGCAGCUGCAGGCUAUCACGCUCAUCAUCGGCACACUCCAGGGCGCGCGUGUGUUCGGCGAGGACAAUUACGACACGCUGAUCACUAAGGCGGCUCUGCACGGCGCGCGAUUACUCAAGAAGCCGCAUCAGGCGACGGUGGUCAAUCUCGCGAGCCACCUGUGGUGGCAGGAGAUCCCACCCGAGGACGAGCCGCCGGCGAAGGAGCCUACAGAAAAACCGGCUGCGGGUGCGAAAGAUGACGACUCGGAGAGCCCAAAAGCGUACCCGCACCAGGACAGCAAGCGUGUGCUCGAGUGCUUGCAGAAGGCGCUCCGCAUCGCGAACUCUGCAACGGAGGAGAUCGUUACCAUCCAGUUGUAUUGCGACACGCUGGACAAGUAUCUGUACUACUUGGACCGCGGCGCGCCAGCGGUGACGCCCAAGUUCGUGAACAGCCUCGUCGAGCUGAUCACCUCGAGCAUCGACAGCAUCUCUUCGCCCGACGUGCAUCCAACGCAGCGCGCGCCACCUGGGCUGCUCGAAGGCGUACAGACCCCCGAUAUGAUCACGAGACACUUCCGCAACACGCUGGAGUACAUACAGAAUAAGAAGGCGGUGGCGGAGCCAGGCACGUCGCGAUGGGGGGACGUCGAAAUCGUCGGCGCGCUGCUCAAGAUGGGUAUCACGCGGUAGUAUUGCCGCCGCUGUCGCCUGUAUUAGUUCUUCGGUAUUUCAUCAGUAUUUUGUUUAGUGUGACAUUUGGAGGAUCUGCAGCUGUGUCUAUAGCUACGACGGUACGGGAUACGCUUCCGCGAUCGCCUGUACUAUCUGGGGAAACCGGUCAGCAGGCACGAGCAUCAUCCUGAGGGAUGUGUCAAGACCAAAGGACUCGCUAUCGCGGGGUUGCGUAUUGGUAUAAGAGAAGUCUAUCACAUGCGAAGCGAACUACGGAAACAUGAUGAGCAUGGUAUUUCAAGGCUGCGGAGUCGCGUACCUGGGCGAUUUCUUCGUCCUCUGGGUGCAUAGGGACUAUACCGUUCUGCCUUGGUUUAGGCACAGGUUUCUGACGCUUGGAACGGAACGCGCUGGCUUCGAGCUCUGCAACUUCCUCCGAUGAGGGCCGGUACGUCUGAGAGAUGAAGAGGUAGUGCGAGAACCGGAAGGGCUCAUUGUCCUCCGCUGCCCACCGAAGCUCCUCCUCGAGCAUGCGAUACGUAGGCGGCAUGAGCUGCACAGGCAUGUUGAUGAGGCGUUCGGAGAACACCAAGCCUACGUGGUUUGCAGACUGGAGGCCGGCUGGUCCAAGGAGCUCUUGCAGGGCCGCAUGGAACUCGCGAUUCGGCGCGGAACCUUUGAGGGCGUAAUCGGUGAUGGCUCUGACUGAGGGCCUGCCCUGGUGCUUAUGAAGAUUCAGGACUGUCAAGACCGCGUAGGGGUCGCUCUCCUUUCCGUCACAUUUUAUGGUAGUCCCUACUCUCUGCUGCGACAGAAUAAGAUCUGUCAGGUCGUGUACUUUGAGUUGCUCUGCGUCGGCCUGGAACAGCUGGUUCGCAAGACGCAUCAUGGCGAGGUAGUCCACCUCCGGAUUUGGGUCAAAGAAAUCGAAGUCGACAUCGACAAGGCUCACUUCGCUGUCAUCGCC